Messenger RNA from Staurois parvus, 551 nucleotides. The record is from the annotation of a GenBank genome assembly. NCBI's taxonomy places the organism in Eukaryota, Metazoa, Chordata, Amphibia, Anura, Ranidae.
UCAGUGUGCCCUGAAAAUCAGUGUACCCCAGCAGUGCCACCUGUCAGUGUCCAUCAAUGCCAGCUGUCAGUGCUCAUCAAUGCCACCUGCCAGUGCCCAUCAGUGCCACAUCAAUGCCACAUAUCAGUGCCCAUCUGAGCUGUUUUCAGUGGCACCUAUCAGUGCCAGUCAGUGGCACCUAUCAGUUCCAGUCAGUGCCACCUAUCAGUGCUGCCAAUCAGUGCUGCCUAUCAGUGCCAGUCAGUGCCGCCUAUCAGUGUCAGUCAGUGCCGCCUAUCAGUGCCCAUCAGUGCUGCCUAACAGUGCCAUCAGUGUCGCCUAUCAGUGCCAGUCAGUGCCGCCUAUCAGUGCCAUAUAUGAGUGCUGCCUUUCAGUGCCCAUCAGUGAUGCCUGUCAAUACCCAUCAGUGCCACCUACCAGUGCCUCCUCAUCCGUGCUCAUCAGUUACACCUAUCAGUGCCCACCAGUGCAGCCUAUCAGUGCCCAUCACAGCAGCCUCAUUAGCGCACAUCAGUGAAGGAGAAAAAUCACUUAUUUACAAAAUGUUAUAA